AUGGCGUCUCCUCUGUCGAGUUUGAUGGUUCUCUGGCUCGUGGCGAUCCUCGUGCACUGCGCAGUCCAUGCAUCAGCCUCCGGCGCCAACCCCACGGCCGGGUUCGUGAAGGUCGACCUGACCGACCGCAACUUCCAGGUGCACAGCCCCUACAACAUGCUGAAGAGCCAGCGGUUCCAGUACAGCCACGGUGUGCGCCAGUUUUGGGUCCUUGACACAGACAAGCCCUUCAACACCGCCACCCACACCAACCCCCGCACCGAAGUUAGGCUCCGGCGUGUGAAAAUGGUUGCAGGGCAUGACUAUUCGUCGGGAGUGUGGCAGUUCCAGGGAUACGGGUAUGUGCCGUCGGGCACAUCUGGUGUGUCGGUGAUGCAGAUCCACAACGAGGAAGGUGCGGAGCACUCGACGGUGUUGAUGCUGCACGUGCUCCGUUUCUACAGCGGGCAAGCAGUGGAGGGGAACAUCUAUGACCGUUGGUUCCGGCUCAACGUGGUGCAUGAUGUGGAUAGGUCCACGGUUACUGUGUACAUUGAUGGGGAGAAGAGGUUUGCGACCGAUGUCAUCCCUAGCCAGUCAUACUACUUCAAGUUCGGUGUCUACAUGCAGCACCACAACUGGUCACCAUGCAUGGAGUCGCGAUGGACCAACGUUACCGUCUACACCAAGCCAUAG
This is a messenger RNA of Lolium rigidum, 675 nucleotides long. RefSeq names its product citrate-binding protein-like. Bases 1 to 675 code for a protein of 224 amino acids. Lineage: Eukaryota; Viridiplantae; Streptophyta; Magnoliopsida; Poales; Poaceae. The record is from RefSeq and is a predicted model, not a curated record. The transcript has 2 exons.